Molecule: messenger RNA, 1560 nt
Organism: Zygosaccharomyces rouxii
Lineage: Eukaryota; Fungi; Ascomycota; Saccharomycetes; Saccharomycetales; Saccharomycetaceae
Gene: CTI6
Product: Cti6p
Exons: 1
Coding region: 1-1560 (519 amino acids)
Biological process (GO): negative regulation of silent mating-type cassette heterochromatin formation; negative regulation of rDNA heterochromatin formation
Cellular component (GO): Rpd3L-Expanded complex; Rpd3L complex
Source: RefSeq, a predicted model, not a curated record
AUGGAUCAAGACGAUUCUGAACAAGCUAUGCCUGGUGUGAAACAGGAAAUACCUCAUGAGAGUUCCCCAGACGGAAUAUCUGAACCACAAGACACUGAAGGUGGUGAUGAGGAAGGUGAAACUAGAUGCAUAUGUAAGGAAUUAGAUCCACCUGAUGACUCUGGUCUCUAUAUUCAAUGUGAACAGUGUGGAGCUUGGCAGCAUGGUUACUGUGUUGGUAUAUCUGACGGUGAAGAUAGUUAUCUAGAGAAAUACUGGUGUGAACAGUGUAAACCUGAAUUACAUCGAUUGUACACUGUAGAUAGUGCUGGUACACUAAGAUCUCUUUAUCAACCAAUCCAAGAAAAGAGAAGACAUAUCAGAAGAAACAGUCGGCAGAGACCUAACUCUAAUCCGACAUCAGGCUCGCAAUUGGAAGAUUCUCAACAUGAUUCCUCGAACUCAAGUCUUCGAGAGACCCCAGAGAAGAAUCCAACAGAUGAUUCAAGGGAAAGUCGAUCAAGGUCUUCCAGAUCUAGACGUAGCUUAGAAAAGUCAAUUGGUAACGAUAUUAGAGAAGCGGAUCAAGAUCAAGAGAAUGACGGUAAUAACGGUCAUAACAAUACUAACGAUAAUGGUAAAAGAAAUAACAGUAAUAGUGAACUAGACCGUCUUGGAGAAUCUCCAUUAUCAGAAGAUCCAAUAGAAGAUGGUGAUGAAGAUGAUAAAAAAUUACAAGAUCGUAAGAGAGCUACUUUCUCUGCUAGGGAGGAAAAACAUUACCAAUGGAUGUUAGAGAAAGCGAUUAGAGAGAGUAGACGCACAUCUAAACACGAAGACGAUUCACACGAUGCUGGAGAUGGCCAGAAACUUGGCCUAGAGGCUGAUUUAACUAACGAAGAAGUCCCGGACCAAGCGCAAGAGUCAAAGGAAUCGAGGACUCAUCAGGGACGCAAUGACUAUUGGCAUAAUGGUGAAGAAAACGUUGCGGUGACAGAAAAUGAACACUCACAGAGUCCACCGGUUAAUCUUCAAGAGUUCCAUGGUUAUGGUGCUAGUAACUCUGCUGCCAACAGCGGCACUUCUGCAUCUGGCGCAGCUGCCUCUGCCACAAAUCGUACAAGGGACGACCCACUUUUGUCACGUUCAGCUUCCAUGAAUUCUAACUCUGAAGAUGAUUCUAAAAGACCAAAGAAAUCCAAGAGAGGUCCAAAUCGUGGUAAUAGAUCGUCAGGAAAUGGUAAUGGUGCUAGGGCAAGUACGCCACCAAAGGGAAAAUUGGAGCUUGGUGUUAAUAAGCCUAUGAAACCUAGGUUGCCAUCUCAGCGUACAUCCCUGAAUGAAAUGAGAAGAAGGGUAGGAGCUAUCCUAGAGUUUAUUUCAAGAACUCAAUGGGAGUUGAGCGAGGACCAAUCUUCCAGAGACGACCUUAUACGUUUUGUGGAAAACCAACAGUUCGUACAACAAGUGGAUACCAUAUUUGAAUCUCAUGACCACACUUUGAAACUUAUGGACGACCUAACUAGAUCAUUGCUCCUUUGGGAGAAGAAAUAUUCGAACGGUCCAACUAUACAAGACUGA